Molecule: messenger RNA, 1212 nt
Organism: Mesorhabditis belari
Lineage: Eukaryota; Metazoa; Nematoda; Chromadorea; Rhabditida; Rhabditidae
Source: the annotation of a GenBank genome assembly
AUGCUUGAAGAAGCCGACAGUCCAAUAAAGACGCGCAAAGAAAAAAAACGCACAGAAGAGGAGCUGAAUAUUCUCACACCAACACAGCCAAGUUUUGUUCCAUCUUCGAAUCAAUCUAUUGUCCUAUCAUCAUAUCAUCGGGGCGUGAGGCUUGUACGGGAUGAGUUUCAAGAACGGGAGUCGUUGGAUGUUUUGAGUGACACAUUUAUGGAUCGGCCUACGAGCGACACUUAUGGAGCAUCAAAAGAAGGAAGCCGACUCGAUGUAUCUAGUUAUGUGCAAGACACUCUCCUUGGUGUGACAUCUUUGACACAACAUUUGAGCAGCGGCUCUGAAGGGAUCGAUCAUGAUGAAAUGGAGUUUCCUCGUAAACGAGACUCACCUCAAUCGAUGCGUCACAGGAAAAAGUUUUAUGGAGACGAUACAAUGCAAGGACCAUUUAGUACAACUGCUGUGGCGGACACAGUGAGGAGGCGACUUCCCGCAUCACCCCUUCUAACCACAGCUGAAUUACCGUUGCCACACAAAAGAGUUAGAACUCGCGGACGAACAAAGAUUGAACACAGCAAGACUACAAAGAAGACUCCUAUCAAGAAGGGCGAAAAGCUAAAUGUCGAUGAUCCCUACGCUUUUAAAGAUGAUGAAGAAGAGACCAUCAAGCUAGCAAGUACUCGGGCUAAGACCAGUACAACUUUACAUCAACGCAGUAUGCCUUCACCGAUGGAUACACUUUCUGAGAUUCCUCAACCACAUCAGCGCACAGGUGAACUUCGAGCGAAAAGCAAGAUAAAAUUCAUGGCCGAGAAGCUCACAAAUUCUCCAAAUCAACAAACCAAAAAACAAGCUUUGGAAACGGUGCAUGACCGUGAAGCAGAGCGCCAUACAAGCAAGAAAGUUGAGGGACAAAAAGGCUUGGAAAAUGAUGGGAAAGCGAGAAAUUCUACUCUUUCUUUUGAAAAGACUAUCGUUGAAUCGGAGCCUCAACCAAUCCAUACGGAAAGUGUCGCGAUUUCAUCAAUCAUCACGGAUCAAUUUGAUUUGGUUCAACCAUUGGGCGGAGAAUUGCUUCCUCACUCUAAAUUUCUGAAGAUUCGAUCAAGUCAAGGCUCAACUGCUCAAUCAUCACUAUUAUCCAAUGUCAAAUUUUCAAAGAGCAAAAAUAAACUUCAACCUCUGACUAACGCCAAACGUAAGAAUGAAGAAGAGAAACUU